AUGCCCUCCGAAAUGAUUGAAACUGCUGUUGACAAAAUGCUUGUUCCAGCUAAAUUAACACCAUCAACUAAACCUGAAGAAAUAAUAAAACGAGAUGAAAAUCGUUAUCCACGAAUGACAAAAGAAUUCAUUAAAAAACAUUGCAAACAACAUAAACUAUAUCAAACACCUUAUUUAAAUGAUGUUCUUUAUUUACAUUUUAAAGGUUUUGGUAAAAUUGAAAAUUUAGAAGAAUAUGUUGGUUUAAAAUGUCUUUGGCUUGAAUCAAAUGGUAUACAACGUAUUGAAAAUCUUGAUCAACAAAUCGAAUUACGUUGCCUUUAUUUGCAUCAAAAUUUAAUAAGUAAAAUUGAAAAUUUAAGUCAUUUACAACAUUUAGAUACAAUUAAUUUAUCAAAUAAUUAUAUAACAAAAAUUGAAAAUUUAUCAAUGUUACCAAAAUUAAAUUCACUUUAUUUAUCACAUAAUAAACUUGAAUCAGUUCAAGAUAUUGAACAUUUAAAAGAAUGUAAAACUUUAAGUGUUCUGGAUUUAUCACAUAAUAAUAUUGAAGAUGCUGAUGCUGCAGAUGUUUUUAGUCAAAUGCAAAAUAUACGUGUAAUUAAUCUCAUGGGUAAUUCAGUAUUAAAAAAUAUUAAAGAUUAUCGACGAACAAUGACACUUGGAUGUGCUAAUUUGACUUAUUUGGAUGAUCGACCAGUCUUUCCAAGAGAUCGAGCAUGUGCCGAUGCAUGGGCUCGUGGUGGUCGUGAAGCUGAACGUGAAGAACGUCAAUUAUGGGAAACAUCUGAACGAAAACGUAGUGCAAAACCUGCUGAUGAUUUAAUGCUUAUUCGUCGAUAUUAUUUGGGCAAUCGUGGUGAAAAUGAAGUUGAUAUACAACAAAGUGAAAAUGAAUUAAGAGGAGAAGGAGAAACAACUAACGAAGAAACAGAAGUAGUAAACAAUGAAGAUGAACCACCUCCACUUGAAGAUAUUGACGACUCAGAAGCAGACGAUGAAGAAGAAAACGAAGAUGAAGAUGAAGAUGGAAAUGAAAAUGAAAAUGGAAAUGGAAUUGAAAAUAAAGUUGAAAAAGAAAUUGAAAAGGAACCUGAAAAAGCAAUUGAAAACGAAACUGAAACGGUCAUUGAAAAAGGAAUUGAAAAUGAAAUUGAAAAGAAAAUCGAAGAAGGGACUCAAAAGGAAAGUGAAAAAGGAGAUGAAGAGAAAACUGAAAAAGGAAUUGAAAAUGAAGAGAAAAAGGAAACAACUGAACCAGUUAUAAAUACAGUGGUAAUUGAGAAGCCAAAGGAAGAUGAUAUAGAUAUUCCAUUUAUUCGACCACCAUUACAAAAUGUCGUGGAUCGUUCGUCAUUUGAUACUAUAUUCGGAGGAAAUCAAAAAUCUAAUAAAGAUACAAAUGAAAAACCAGUAAGAUUGAAAAUUAUUGAUAUGGAUGAUAUUGAUGAAGAUACUCCAUCAACUGAUAAACUCCAAGAACCUUCCAUUACACAACCAUCAACAACUCGAAAAUUAAUCGAAGAAUUAUAA
This is a messenger RNA of Adineta steineri, 1533 nucleotides long. Lineage: Eukaryota; Metazoa; Rotifera; Eurotatoria; Adinetida; Adinetidae. The record is from the annotation of a GenBank genome assembly.